Acanthosepion pharaonis is the source of this 1137-nucleotide messenger RNA. The record is from the annotation of a GenBank genome assembly. NCBI's taxonomy places the organism in Eukaryota, Metazoa, Mollusca, Cephalopoda, Sepiida, Sepiidae.
AUGGCAAUGUUCAACCGAAUUGUGUAUAACAUUUUCUUUUUUCUACUUAUCGUUACAUUAUCUGCUGCAGACAAGAAGUUAGUUAAAAGCUUCAUAUGGGAUGAACGAGGUUACUUAAUUUAUUGUCCUUGUAUGGGUCGUUUUGGAAAUCAGGCAGAACAUUUUCUUGGAACUUUUGGAUUUGCCAAAGCAAUAAACCGAACCCUUAUUUUACCUCCAUGGAGGACAUAUAAAAACAUUCCAUUUGAUGAUUGGUUCCAAGUUGAACCACUUUCAACUUACCAUGCUGUGAUUCUUGCUGAAGACUUUAUGGCUUACCUGGCACCAACAUAUUGGCCUCCUGGGAACCGAACUGGCUGGUGCUAUCUGCCACCUAAUAACUCUGGAGAUUGUCGAAUGAAAGAAGGCAAUCCAUUUGGACAAUUCUGGGAUGGACUUAAUGUUGAUUUCAAUGCAAAUGAAAUUGUCUCCAUUUCAUAUAUGCAAACAAGUAAAUGGAAAGCAAUGUAUCCUCCUAACAAGUACCCAGUUAUUGCCAUGCGAGGUGCUCCUGCCAGUUUUCCAGUUGAGCAGAAAUAUGCCCUUUUGCACAAAUAUCUCUUAUGGUCAGAAUCAAUAGAGAGACAAGCAGAUCAAUAUAUUGAAGACAACUUUGAAGGCAAAGAGUUUGUUGGCAUUCACUUACGAAAUGGUGUAGAUUGGAUAAAUGCUUGUGCUUACCUUGACAAACAGAAUGUAGCAACUUAUAUGGCAUCACCACAAUGUCUUGGCUAUGAAAAAAAUACCUUUGUAACUAAAAAGAUGUGUUUACCGUCUGUAGAAGAAAUUCUCAGGCUGACAAAAAAUAUUGUUGUGCAGACACGUGUAAAAAUUGUAUUUGUUGCUACAGACAAAGAUCCGAUGCUUGAAAAAUUACAAAGGCACCUGAAAGCACAAAAGGUUCAAGUAUUUCAUUAUGAUCCAUGGCUGCCACAACUUGAUCUUGCCAUCUUGGAAAAAUCAAAGCAUUUUAUUGGAAAUUGUGUUUCCUCUUUCAGUUCAUUCGUUACGCGAUCAAGGAUAAGAAUAGGAAAACCAAGUUCUUUCUGGGGUUAUAGUUCAGAAGAAAAAAAGGAGAGAUUAAAUUCAGAUUUAUAA